Molecule: messenger RNA, 387 nt
Organism: Tetrahymena thermophila SB210
Lineage: Eukaryota; Ciliophora; Oligohymenophorea; Hymenostomatida; Tetrahymenidae
Exons: 1
Source: RefSeq, a predicted model, not a curated record
AUGCAUGCGUCGACAAGAGAGAGAGAGCAUAUAAUAUGGCUAGCUAGCGGUUUUUGUAUGGUGCCAUGCCAAAGUCCAAACCAAAGACCUACACAUACCAGCACAACUAAAUCUCCAGAUGAAGAAUCCAAAUCCACGUGCUGCACGGAUCUAAAUUGUUGCCCAAUGACGCCUCCUGCUGGGUCUCACGGAAAAGAAAACAGGAGGAGCUAGGAGGAGGAGGAGGAGGAGAAGGAAGGUGAAGAGCGGCACAGCAGGAAAAAUCUCUUUAGUUGUAGCUCAGUUGAGCAAGACAGCAACAACAAUUAGCAAAAGUGCAAAAAGAAAGAAAGAAAAAGCCGCUUUAGUUGGCAUCAUGACUACACAGUGUUGUAGUACAGCUCAUGA